Nymphaea colorata (pocket water lily) is the source of this 1409-nucleotide messenger RNA. RefSeq lists its product as uncharacterized. The transcript has 7 exons. Gene Ontology annotation, cellular component: cytoplasm; nucleus. The record is from RefSeq and is a predicted model, not a curated record. The coding region runs from base 50 to 1135 and encodes 361 amino acids. Lineage: Eukaryota; Viridiplantae; Streptophyta; Magnoliopsida; Nymphaeales; Nymphaeaceae.
CGCGUCUUGGGGGCUCAAGGUGGGAAGGGAAAGGGAAAGGGAAGGGUUGAUGUUGUUGGUGAGGUCGUGGAGCAGCAAGCUUCUGCCCUUCAGCAUCACCCGCAGCGGCCGCCCGUUUUCCCUUCGUGCGUUCUGCAUGGCGGCGGAAGGAACAAAGGUGAAGAAGCGCGUGGGCACCCACAAUGGUAGCUUCCACUGCGACGAGGCUCUCGGCUGCUUCAUGAUCCGCCUCACCGAAAAGUUCUGCAACGCUGAGAUCGUUCGAACCAGAGACCCUCAGGUGCUAGAUACGCUUGAUGCUGUGCUUGAUGUUGGUGGUGUUUAUGACCCUACCCGUGAUCGCUAUGACCAUCAUCAGAAGGGUUUUCACGAAAUAUUUGGUCAUGGAUUUACCACUAAACUUAGCAGUGCGGGACUUGUCUACAAGCAUUUUGGGUUGGAGAUAAUUGCUAAAGAGCUCAAUUUGGAUAAGACACAUGCUGAUGUUUGCCACCUUUAUCUUGCUGUAUACAAAAGCUUUAUGGAGGCAAUAGAUGCUAUAGACAAUGGAAUCAAUCAAUAUGACACCGAUCAUCCUCCAAGAUAUGUGAAUAACACUGGCUUAUCUUCUCGAGUAGGCCGUUUGAAUCUUGAUUGGUUGGACCCUGACCAAUCACCUGAGAAGGAGAAUGAAGCUUUUCACCGUGCGAUGGAACUUGCAGGUGGUGAAUUUUUGGAGAAUGUUAGAUUCCAUGCCAGAUCAUGGCUUCCUGCAAGAUCCAUCGUGAUGGAGACAUUAUCAGCAAGAGAAAAGGUUGAUGCCAGUGGAGAAAUAAUACAACUGAAGCAAUUCUGCCCUUGGAAACUUCACUUGUUUGAGCUUGAAGAGGCUCUGAAAAUUGAACCUUCCAUCAAAUAUGUCCUGUAUGAGGAUGACAGGAGCAAACAUUGGAGGGUGCAAGCGGUGGCUGUUUCUCCUGACAAAUUUGAGAGUCGAAAGCCUUUGCCAUCACCUUGGAGAGGUUUAAGGGAUGACGAGCUUUCAAAAGAAGCAGAUAUUCCUGGCUGUGUUUUUGUCCACAUGAGUGGCUUCAUUGGUGGAAAUUUGACUUAUGAAGGGGCCCUCGCUAUGGCAAGGGCUGCUCUUAAAUUCUAAUGGCAAAAGGACGACAGGCUUCAUUCAUGUGAUGCACAAUGGGUGGAAAUUUGACUUGUGAAGGAGCUGUCACUAUGGAAAGGACUUCUGAAGAAUGUGCAAAUUUUCUCUUGCUUGAGCAUUUCUAAAUAUUCUGUAUCAAUUUGCUCGUUUUUACUUGAAUUUGGGCUUAAAUCCAUCUUGAUUCUUAUUCAGGAAAAUAUUGCCAUAGACAAUCUGUAGGUUUAUUGUGGAGAAUCAGAACCUCGGUUGGAGGUAACAUGCUGCAACGUCA